Molecule: messenger RNA, 420 nt
Organism: Ixodes scapularis (black-legged tick)
Lineage: Eukaryota; Metazoa; Arthropoda; Arachnida; Ixodida; Ixodidae
Product: cuticle protein 10.9-like
Exons: 4
Coding region: 1-420 (139 amino acids)
Cellular component (GO): chitin-based extracellular matrix
Molecular function (GO): structural constituent of chitin-based larval cuticle
Source: RefSeq, a predicted model, not a curated record
AUGACUGGAAAGGUAGCGUUCCUGUGCCUGCUGUCCUCUGUUUUUGCCGGGGAUCGCUUCCUCCGACCCGGUUUUAAUCAGGCACGGUUCAGCCAACCAGGAUUUGCGUCGGGUGCUGCUACCGUCGACCCAGUCUACGCGCCGCAGCCGUACAGCUUCGGCUACGACAACGUGGACGAGUUCGGCACCAAGCUGUUCCACAACGAGCAGGGAGACGCCAAUAACGCCAAGAGGGGCAGCUACGGCUACACGGACGCCAACGGGCUCUUCCGCCGCGUGAGCUACGUAGCCGACGCCAACGGCUUCAGGGCCACCGUGGACACCAACGAGCCGGGCACCCAGUCCGGGCCCACCGGAGACGCCGUCUUCAACGCUAACCCCGUGGUGGUGAAUGGCCUUGCCAAGAGCCGCAUGACGUGA